Messenger RNA from Lolium rigidum, 1864 nucleotides. Its product is annotated as pentatricopeptide repeat-containing protein At5g66500, mitochondrial-like. Lineage: Eukaryota; Viridiplantae; Streptophyta; Magnoliopsida; Poales; Poaceae. The record is from RefSeq and is a predicted model, not a curated record. Gene Ontology annotation, molecular function: RNA binding; protein binding. Gene Ontology annotation, biological process: RNA modification. Bases 1 to 1356 code for a protein of 451 amino acids. The transcript has 2 exons.
AUGCCUCGUGCGCCGCCGCCGCUCUCCGCGCUGCUCCGCCGCCUCUCCUCCCACCCCUCCCACUCCUCCGCAUUCCACGCCACGCUGCUCAAGUCUUCUUCCCUCACCAGCCCCAUCCCGGCGACCGCCCUGCUCACAGCCUACGCAAAAGCCGGCCUCCCAGGCGCCGCCUCCCGCCUGUUCGACGAAAUGCCCGCGCGCGACGCCGUUGCUUGGAACGCGCUCAUCGCCUGCCAAGUCCGCCACGGGCGCCCCGCGGCCGCCGCAGAAGCCUUUCGCGGCAUGGCAGCUGCCGGGUUCGCGCCAACGGCUGCCACCCUCUGCACCAUGCUCAAGGCCUGCACUUCCUCCCGCGCCGUCCGCCCCGCCCGCCAGGUCCACGCGUUGACAGUUCUUGCGUGUCAUGGUGAUGUCAUUAUGAAGACAGCCCUUGUUGAUCUCUACAUGAGCUGCGGCUGCGUUGAGGAGGCGGAGCGAUUGCUUAUCCACAUGGAACGCCCAAAGGAUGUGGCGCUGUGCAACGCUGUUCUUUCAGGCUACGUGGAGAAUGGCCAUUUCCGGGAAGCUUUCUUGAUGCUAGGGGCAAAUGAACCCAACCGAAUCGCGCUGACAUGCGCUCUCUCUGCCUGCUCAGCCACAGCAAAUCUGGCAUAUGGCCUGCAGGUACAUUGCAAAGUUCUCCGCUGUGGGUUUGAUUCUGAGACUAUCCUAUGCAAUGCGCUUAUUGACAUGUAUGCAAAGUGUGGGCGGACAGCGGGUGCACGUGUGGUGUUUGAUCGAAUGAGUGGCAAAAAUGUACUUUCAUGGUCCUGCAUGAUUGAUGGCUAUGGUCGCCAUGGGCAUGGGAAAGAGGCUUUGGAUUUGUUUGAGAGGAUGGAAAAAGCUGUACCCAUAGUCUGGCCAAAUGCCAUUACAUUUCUGGCUAUCCUCUCAGCUUGUGGACACUCUGGUCUUGUGGACGAAGGCCGAGCCAAGUUACAUUUGAUGAAAAGCAAGUAUGCAAUCGAUCCAGGGCCAGAGCACUACGCUUGUUUUAUUGACAUGUUAGGCCGGGCAGGACAAAUUGAUGAGGCAUGGAAUCUCUACUGUAGUUUGUGUGCGAACCUAACUGAGCUUUCUGCUGCUAUCUGUGUGGCUAUGUUGAAUGCAUGUAUAUCUAACAUAGAUGUGGUGAGAGGAAACACGGUAGCUGGGCAUCUUUUGGAAGUUGAUCCACAGAAUAGUCGAAAUCUUGUGUUAAUCUCAAACUUUCAUGCUGCUGCUAGGCAAUGGUCUGUAUCGGUUGAGUCAAGGAAGGUUAUAAUGAACAAAGGUCUAAAGAAAGAAGCAGCUAGUAGUCAUGUCUCUAUGGGCUAAAUACUACUUUGGACAAAUCUGGAGGCAAAGUUCAUCAACUUACCUGCACUGUACACCAGCAGUUACUUUUCGCAAAAGCAAACCAACAAAUCAAUUGUGGAAACAGGGGGGUGGGGCUCUUUUUAGUUCAAGACCUACUCUGUAUAUAAUAUUGUAGGUCAGUUUUACCAGGUGUAAUAUAUUUGUAACGGCCUAAACUAUCCAAAGAUUCCGCACAAAUGUUUCAGUUUCAUACUUUCAUACAUGGCCAUGGUGCACCACCCUCUUCUUUAGGCCAUCAUGAUAGGCAUAGAGGGCACGGAAGUGGUCAAUCAUAUAGCUGACAUUAAAAUAUCAAGUUGUUGCAAUGGGCGACAUUUGAUCUUUCACUGUGGAUGGUUAUGUAUUUCUGCCUCACUGACUCUUUUUGUUAUUGUCUGGUAAAGGUGGACUUAGAUAUUUUAGAAUACUAUGUUGUGUUGAUGGAAGCAUUUUCACCUAUAUUUGUCUAGUUAGAGAUGUGAAACAA